AUGCCUGUUACUCUCCCCUUCUUGCUGCUUACGAUCUCAUUCCUGGGUUUUGGCAAUCGGCCCUUCUCUCUUUUAGCCCUGCCGAAGCCCUCCAUCUUCUGGCUCCAGGCUCCGGAUGCAGAUGAGAAGCACCACCUCCGAUGUACGGCUCAAGGGGCAUAUUUCGGCAGCUGGUUCUACCUGUAUCAGGGAGGGAGCCCAGAGGCCGUGGCUGAAAAGAAAGCCUUGCCCACCCAAUCUGAAGUGACCUUUGAGGUACACAACUUUGGACCCAGGGAGCAAUUCCGCUGCAGCUAUGAGAUCUGGGAGGCAGGGAAGCCCAUUCGCUCCCCGCUCAGCAGCCCUGCAAACAUCACAGAGGACCAUUACCCCAAACCAUCCAUCUCUGCGAGCCCUGGUACUGAGGUCCUUGCAGGGCAGGACUGGACCGUUUGUUGUCAGGCUCCAUUACUAGGGGUCAACUUUGUCCUCUACCAAGCCAGGGACUUUCGGAUAGAGGUCACUCCUCGAGGAGACUCUGACACCGCUGAAUUCUCCUUGAAGAAUGUCACCAUGGCUGAUGCAGGCCGAUACACCUGUUAUUACCACAGCAUCAUAGAGCCCAUCAUCUGGUCAAAUGCCAGUGACCCGGUGCAGCUGAGAGUUAUCGAUGCAACUGUGGUCCCCAAUUACCUGGAGGUGUUGGUGGACUCUGCAGGAAGAUAUCGAGUGAAUUGCUCAGUCCCUUCUGCUGCUGAGGGCUGGUUUUAUCUUUACCAAGGUGGGCAGCUCUUUGCUGAAACCAGAGCUUGGCAAGAUGGGGAGAUUGCAAGCUUCAACCUCACAGAAGAAGCCAUUAACAUCACCAUAGGAGAGCUGAGCUGCCAAUAUAAGGAAUAUCAGCUCAAUGACACUGAAGCGUGGACACAAGACUCACAUUCCCAGGCCACGGAUUUCACUGCAGCCAACUCACUGCGACUUGGGAUCGGGGCCUGCAUCUUUUUAUUAGCCGUGUUCUUCAUAGCUGAAGCAUGGUGGAGCGAGAAGCAUCAGGAGAGCUGGACCAAAUGAAGGGAUCCUGGAUCAGCAGGAUCCCACUAAGCUGAUCGAGUCUGGUUUGAAACCGCAAGUUCCAGCGGCUGCUUUUGAUGGGAAGGAACAUAAUGAUUGAUUGGGAGCUGCACAUGGAGAUAGGCAGACUGCAAUCCUCAACCAAUUUUCCUCACAGUCACCACAUCAUGGCUCCUCUAAAGCAGGAGCUUUGGCCUACAGGGGUAAGGAACAUGCGGGCCACCAGAUGUUGUUGGACUCCAUCUCCCAUUGGCCCCAACCAGUAUGGCCAUUGGUCAGGGAUGAUGGGAGUCAUAGUCCUGCAAAAUCUGGCAGGCCACCAGUUUUGACCAACAUAAUUCAGCCCUAGAUCAUGUCCAGUAAUUAUCAAGAAGAAUUUGCUCCUGGGCAUGCACAGAAUGCCUUUGCCUCACCAGUGAGUAACCACAAUCUCAGCCUUCACACAACUGAUUUCCAGAGUGACAUAGACACUAGUACCUCAGGCCAGUGAGAGGAGAUGAUUAUUUUUUCAAGUGUUUUCAUCAUGAAGUGUAUUGCUUUCAGGCAUGGUCCUGUAGUUAUAUACAGCUUCUGUUCUUCUGCAAUUUUUUGCUGUAACUCUAGAUGCUUUAUUCAUUUUCAGUGUUGUUCAACUCAUGUUUUAUAAUGUUAUGUCAUCCAG
Molecule: messenger RNA, 1711 nt
Organism: Zootoca vivipara (common lizard)
Lineage: Eukaryota; Metazoa; Chordata; Lepidosauria; Squamata; Lacertidae
Source: RefSeq, a predicted model, not a curated record